Psammomys obesus (fat sand rat) is the source of this 3850-nucleotide messenger RNA. It is a transcript of the gene Thpo, whose product is annotated as thrombopoietin. Gene Ontology annotation, molecular function: cytokine activity; hormone activity. Bases 964 to 2202 code for a protein of 412 amino acids. The record is from RefSeq and is a predicted model, not a curated record. The transcript has 5 exons. Gene Ontology annotation, biological process: cell population proliferation; thrombopoietin-mediated signaling pathway; positive regulation of hematopoietic stem cell proliferation. Lineage: Eukaryota; Metazoa; Chordata; Mammalia; Rodentia; Muridae. Gene Ontology annotation, cellular component: extracellular region.
UUUAUCCUAAGGGACAUAAUCCUAAUCCCCAUCCUUGUAGGGUCAUUCUUGUUAGCUUAAGGUUCUGAAUCCUGGGACUGGGGAAGCUGGGUCAGGUGAGCCAGGGCACAGAAGAGUGUAAUGGGAGGGGGUGGGGGCUGUGAAUGUUGACAGACCUACAGGAGAUCCCAAUAUUGAAUCAGGUGCAGAUCUCUUUGCUCAACUUGUGAAAAGUGGGGGGCCCAUGAAGGGACUGGAAGGGCUCUGGAGUGGGCAGGGAAGCAGAUGCAGCUGAGAGAGACACAUUGGCAGUGUCUGAGGUAAAACAAGUCAUGUGAAGUAGGCAUCAUUUUGCUCUGUAAGUGCCUCACCCCAGGCCAGUUGCAUCGGGAAGGAAGUCCUAGUACUAUUUAGCCCUUUGAUGUAAAUAACGGAGCAUUUCAGAACUUGAAGGUCCAAAGGAGAGUCUCAGGUUUUAUGUGUGGAGCAAACAGGGAAAGAAUGAGAAGCUAGUGUCUCUUUUAAUUCCUGCCUCUGCUGGUCUGUUUUCUCUUUACCCAAUCUCCUGCCUCAGCCUAACACCAGAGCCGUUCCUCGACACAUAUGCCCCUCUGCUGCUUCCUCUUCUUAGUCUGACAGCCCAUUUUCCACUCUUCUCUAGACUUGCACAACACUUCCCUUCUCUAUUCCCAUCCCACAUUCUCUCCCAGCUAACAACAAACGUUGCUCAGAAUUCAAACCCAAUUAAGAUGUGUAUGUGUAUGUCAAGUCUUGAUGCUCUCAGCAGGGCGACGAUGUGUAGACAGGGCUCCAAGACCACAUCAGAGUCACUGAAGAGCCUUGACAAAGAGGAGAUACUACACGCUUCAAUCACAAGAAAACAUGGGAGCAGUUGGAAAGCUAAGAGCUCUGGCCUUCGCUGGCCAGCAACUCAAGGCCUCCUAGGAUGUGUUUUCCAUGCCAGGCAGUCUUCCUUGAAACUUGAUGAAAGAGUCACUAUCUCUGUCAUUUUUCAAGAUAGAUUCCUCGGCCCACCUGUGCCCCACCCAACUCCGUGCAGAAGUGCAAAAGGUCAAGCCGCCUCCAUGGCCCCGGGAAAGAUUCAGGGGAGAGGCCCCAUCCAGGGAGCCCCUCCAGCCAGACACCCUGGCCAGAAUGGAGCUGACUGAUUUGCUCCUGGUGACCAUGCUUCUCCUCACUGCAAGACUAACUCUGUCCAGCCCAGUUCCUCCCGCCUGUGACCGCAGACUCCUAAAUAAACUGCUCCGUGACUCCCAUCUCCUUCACAGCCGACUGAGUCAGUGCCCUGACAUUAACCCUUUGUCUACACCCAUCCUGCUGCCAGCUGUGGACUUUAGCCUCGGAGAAUGGAAAGCCCAGACGGAACAGUCCAAGGCACAGGACAUUCUAGGAGCAGUGACUCUUCUCCUGGAGGGAGUGAUGGCAGCACGAGGACAGUUGGAACCCUCCUGCCUUUCAUCUCUCCUGGGACAGCUUUCUGGGCAGGUUCGCCUCCUCUUGGGGGCCUUGCAGGGCCUCUUAGGAACCCAGCUUCCUCCACAGGGCAGGACCACAGCCCACAAGGAUCCCAAUGCCAUCUUCUUGAGCUUGCUACAACUGCUUCGAGGAAAGGUGCGCUUCCUGCUGGUAGUAGACGGCCCCACCCUUUGUGUCAGACGGGCCCUGCCCACCCCGGCUGUCUCCAGCAGUACCUCUCAACUCCUCACACUAAACAAGCUCCCAAACAGGACUUCUGGAUUGUUGGAGACAAACUUCAGUGUCGUAGCCAAAACCACUGGCCCUGGACUCCUGAACAGGCUUCAAGGAUUCGGAGCCAAGAUUAUUCUCGAUCAGCUAAAUCAAACCUCCAGGUCCCCAGGCCAAAUCCCUGGAUACCUGAACAGGACACACGGAACUGUGAAUGGAACUCACCGGCUCUUUGCUGGAGCCUCACUUCAGACCCAGGAAGCCCCAGACGUUCUGCCAGGAGCUUUGAACAAAGGCUCCUUGCCACUCAACCUCCAGACUGGACAUCCUCCUUCUCCAACCCAUGCUCCUGACCGACACACUCUCUUCUCUCCUUCACCUACCUUGCCCACCCAUGGGUCUCCACCCCAAUUCUACCCCCUGGUUCCUGACCCUUCCACCACUAUGCCUAAAUCUACCAGUCCUCAUCCAAUCGCAAUGUACCCUCAUUUCCAGAAUUUGUCUCAGGAAGCAUAAGGACCAACCACAGGCACAGCCAGCGCCUGUAGCAUCUCUCGGGGACAAGCCUUCCCCAACAGAGGCUCUGAGAGGCAACUGCAGCUACAUGUCCUGCUUUCACCUGGAACCCAAGGCCCUGGGAAAAAGAUACACAGGACAGGACAUCGUAAAAUUUUAGGAACUAUUUUUUUUUAACCUAUCAGCAAUAUUCAUCAGAGCAGCUAGUUAUCUUUGGUCUACUUUCUGUAUAAAUUUGAAAAAUAACAAAUUCUCUAUAUGUGCUUUCAUACAAUAAUUCUGCAAGUACCUAGACUUGAUCUAGCCUUUUAGAGGAGGCAGAGAGUAAUACUGUGUGAGAAAACAAAAAGAAAAGUUUCCUUUGCUUAAGGGCCCCCAAUGUCCUCAUUUCCUUCACUAUAAUUCUCAGUGAGAAUAUUUGGUCCUCAAGAGAUACUGCUCUUGAUAAAGGAAUAGCAGUUUACCUCUUAGAAAGGCUGUCCCUAUAUAAAAACCAAACUGAGCCUGUAAGAGAAUAAACGAGAGCAUCCAAAAGCCAACUAAAAACCAAGGGACUGAUGUUCUUCAAUGGGACAAUAGCGCUCCUGGACCUACCUCCCGAGAAAGCUAACAGGAAGCCUGGGGAACUCCACACCCCAGGUAAGGCUGUGCAGAUGGUUCGGUAAAGACUAGACCUGGAUGCAGCAGCUGAGCAAACAGCUAAGCGCAUCAGCAGCUCAGCAGGGGCUUAGCCAGGCCUGGGCUCCUGCUUCCCUCCUGUGGAGGUCAGACGGAAGUGCAGGAAGUGGCAAGAGUCAGGCUCCAUACCUCACACAGCAGGACAGACGCAGAGCAGUUGAAGGCUCUUUCUAACUUCCACAAAUGCACCUAAAGCACAGCUUUGUGUGACCACCAUGAACUCUAAUGGGAACCCCAAGAAUGAAGGCAGACUUCUGGGGUUUUGCAAGGAAGUGCUUUGUUGGUGUCAGAGGUUUACUUUGCCACAAACAAACAAACAAACAAAAAAAAAAACAACAACGAAACAGUAUUGCCGAGGGUCUACCUGCUAUUGCCAGGGUCUGAGCUUUUCCUCUGUCCUGUCCUAAAGUAAAGAAGGAAAGGCUACCAUGUAGGUACAGCGGCUGGGAUCCCACAGUUCCUGCCACACACAAAAAGGCAAGGGAGAGGUGUUCCUCACCGAGGCAACAGAUGUCCCAGAAUCAUCCUACAACUCUGCACAGUAGGUAUUAUCCAUCUCUGCGUUACACACACUACCCCAAGGCCAGACGGGCUUCCCAGUGGUCACAUAGCCUUGAGGCAGAAAGGGACACCCGGUCCAAGUCUCAGCCCACGCAUCUACCUAGUACUGUGCGCAGUGACAUGUACUCCAGUGAAUCUAUUUAACAGAAACUUCCAAGCCCUCCGAGACUAAAUACUCUUAAGUUCUGAGGAGACCAGAGCUGGUGGGGAUUCGACCCAGACAUCCUCUCUAGGUGUCCACGAAAAAGGAUCAACAGAGGCACAGAGCUAAAAAAAAUGUUACCAAAAUCAGACCGUGUCAGUUCUAUAUGACAGAACUUCAUCUACUAAUUCUAGAAUAACAUAAUUUGUAAGUUGUUAUAACACUAAAAGGAGUUAACCUUAACAUAAAAAUAAAUAAAUAAAUAAA